AUGAUUGAUAAAGAUUCAUUAUAUACUGAUGAUUAUGAUGAGAAGGAUAUUAAACACGAUGACAUUCCUGAGAAGAUGGGUGAGCAUAGCUGGCAUCGUAUAAAGAGAGAGUUGGAGGGAGAAUUAGCCUACCAACUCAACAAUAUAUGUUUCAAAAGUAGUAAAAAACUCACUAUAAAACAACGUUAA
Hepatospora eriocheir is the source of this 189-nucleotide messenger RNA. The record is from the annotation of a GenBank genome assembly. Lineage: Eukaryota; Fungi; Microsporidia; Hepatosporidae.